This is a messenger RNA of Diaporthe citri, 1299 nucleotides long. RefSeq lists its product as uncharacterized. Lineage: Eukaryota; Fungi; Ascomycota; Sordariomycetes; Diaporthales; Diaporthaceae. The record is from RefSeq and is a predicted model, not a curated record. The coding region runs from base 1 to 1299 and encodes 432 amino acids. The transcript has a single exon.
AUGCCGAACAACGACUACGGGACUCUCAGCUUCGCGUCAGGAGGAGAAUGGCCUGCGCAGUUUGAACUUUAUGUCGGACAGCCAGAACCCGGAGGACCUUCUUCGGCCUGGAAACAACCCUACGUGUCUUCAUUUUGCUCAAAGCCAGGGGUUGGCCAUGCGACCUCUAAUUCCAUGGCUUUUAAUUUUCAGUCACACGAAGGCACACAGCAGUACAUAGUCACUCUGGAUGCUGAGCUUCUGUCCAGGGUGUUGAGCGAUACAGGUGUGAGUUUUAUCAACAUCUCGGACCUGAACACCACGCCGAGCUACACGCCCUCGGCAGCGUUGGCCUUCACGUCCCAAUCGUAUACAACCUUGUGUCUGGUCAAAGCAUAUUGGAUAGAUUCCAAAUUAUCUGGCCCUCAGUCCGAUGAAGCCUUGAACAGCGGACUUGCCUGGGAUUGGCAAGCUAUGGAAAAUGGCCGUCCACUGUGUAACGAUUGUCAAUUUCGUGAUGAAAGUGUCUGGUUCAGCUACAGCAAUGCCACCGAAAUCAUUCACUUGGACUUGGACUGGUUGAACGUUCUGGAUCGUGGAACUGGUAGUGAUAACAAACACGGCUUCUUCGACAAGGUCAGACAAGCUUGUUUGGGCUCAUCGAUCCUUGGCGACGACGAUCCAGACAACGCUGGAAAGAACCCUGAUCUUAUAUUCAUUGCAGCCGGGCUGGGUGCUGGAAUCGCCGAGGGCCUUUCGAAGUUGCCAUAUCGUGUUGGCAUUCACGCACUGGGCACGCUGGAAGACUUGCCAUCCAACGCAAUGACUUUUAGUCCAUGGACCUCCUCUGACUCGUUAGAAGCCUUUGGCUAUCAUCUUGACGGAAACUGGAGCAACUCAACUCUCACGCCGUAUCAGAUCAAGGCUAACUCAACGCGCCUGGACUUUACCUUCAACCAAAAGCUGUACGGCUAUGGCUUCAGCGGCGUCACGAUCACCCUGGCGUUUGUGGUGCUGUUGCUUUAUGUGACAACCGUCCUCGCCCACAUCUCGAUCAUGACUUUCGGGACGAGCUGGAGCAGCAGAGCCUGGAAGACACUCGGAGUGUUUUGUGUUUUGGCACUGCAGUCUCCCACACCUACGUCUGUGCUGGAUAAUACGGGAGGCGGCGUGAAGGCCUCAAGAACAUGGCAAGCACGGGCGUCUGUCCUGGAGCUGCAGCAUGGAAAACGGGUGGGCAUCGUCAUUGCAGAGCCCGAGCAAGCGGAUCCAGAAGAAGGCUCAACGUCGAAGGUGCGGCCGGAUUGGAUGUACUCGUAG